AUGACCCCGAAACCCAAGCCCGCCAUGAAUCCCACCGUGGAGGAUGAAAAUGACAGUCACGACACCAAUUCAAAGGCGAACACGCCAAUUCCUUGGUCAGAGAUUUUCUCCCGUCACUCGGUUAUGAUAGGCACCCACCUUGACUUUCUGAGGAAGGCGGAGGGCCAAACCAUAUCCGAAAGUGACGGGCAGUUGGUCUUGUCAAUGUUCGACACAACAGUACGGGCACUGAGCGACCUGUGGGUGGUUCAAAAGAUAAUAAUGAGCAGAAAUACCACCACGUCCUCAACCUCGAUCCCCUCCAACCCCUCCAACCCCGCACACUCCACCGACUCAGAGACAAACACUCGCAAGAAACGACGAAGAGUUUCUCGAGAGAAAGAGUCUAUCCGGCCUGGUCCUGAGUACGAACUUCGGGCCUCAAAGCGAUCCCGCGAUACUUCGUUCCAAGCGCCAGCGCAGGAGGACGAUUACACCACGUCAACCUCACUGGGAAGAGAUGAUAUUUCCCGAGAGGAAGAGUCUACCAGGUCUGGCCCUGACUACACACUUCGGGCCUCAAAGCGAUCCCGCGAUACUUCAUUCCAAGCGCCAGCGCAGGAGGACGAUUACACCACGUCGACGUCACUGGGAACAGAAGAUAUUUCCGCAGAGGUACAGCGGCGCCUGAGGAUCAAGGAGGAGAAAAGGCGAAAGAAAGAAAAUCCCAAGCCGGACAAGCGCAAGCGCGAGAGUCUGGUGUCGAAUGACGGUGCUUCAGCCGCGGUGAACAGGCCUCGGACUAAGAGGCUGAAGGUUGAGCAUGUGCGCAAAAGAGAGAGUGAUUUGGAGCCGGAAAAUGGGACGGAUUCUCUGAAAGCAAAGCGUGCAAGUCGCCACUGA
Molecule: messenger RNA, 882 nt
Organism: Penicillium bovifimosum
Lineage: Eukaryota; Fungi; Ascomycota; Eurotiomycetes; Eurotiales; Aspergillaceae
Exons: 4
Coding region: 1-882 (293 amino acids)
Source: RefSeq, a predicted model, not a curated record